Leptosia nina is the source of this 1623-nucleotide messenger RNA. Lineage: Eukaryota; Metazoa; Arthropoda; Insecta; Lepidoptera; Pieridae. The record is from the annotation of a GenBank genome assembly.
AUGAACAUACAAAUCCUAGAAACACUAGUGCUUUGUGCGUGUGCGUGUAGCUUACUGACACCGAUUGUGGAAAUAAGUCAAGGCAAGUUGCGCGGAUUGAGAGGCUUGUUUGGACAAAACCGGUAUUAUAACAUACCGUACGCGGUGGCCGACAGGUUUCGGCGACCAAGUGAACCCCAAAAGUGGAAGGGGGUGUACGAAGCGAUCCAUCGCAACCCCGAGCUAAGAUGCCCUCAGUGGAGGAGGUUCCUCGUCUUCGGAAGAGAAGAUUGCCUUCUUCUCGAUGUAUUUUCGCCAGAGUCGGUGCCACCGCAGAGCAAAGUGCCCGUCAUGGUCUACUUCCACGGCGGAGCCUAUUACAUGGGCGCUAAGAACCUGUACGACCCACAAUUCCUCGUCCUCAAGAACGUCGUAGUCGUAACGGUCAACUACCGAUUGGGCGUUCUGGGGUUCCUCUGCUUAAAUGAAAUUACUAAUCUAGGACUGAGAGAUCAGGUCGCCGCCUUAAAAUGGAUACGAAACAACAUAGCAGCCUUCAAUGGUGACGAGGAGAAUGUGACCAUUUGCGGAGAGAGCGCCGGAGCCAGUUCUGCUGCUUUCCAUCUCCUAUCCGAAUCCAGCAAAGGUUUGUUCCACAGAGUUAUCCUGAUGAGCGGCACCGCGUUGUCGGUCUGGGCAUUUAAUCAAGAGCCGGUCGAACCGGCAAUGCAGGAUGCUCGAAAAUUGGCAAUAGUUACGACACAACAUGACGUCAUUAAAACUUUUAACGCAACGCCGUUGGACACAUUAAUAGAAGCCACCAAAGACACUUCUGUGAAUCCUAGACAUUUCAAGUACUCGCCGUGUGUGGAUACGUUUAGCACGGAUCCAUUUUUUCGAGGUGCCCCGUACGACCUAAUAAAGUCCGGGAACUUCAACCAAGUGCCCGUGAUGAUGGGCUACACGGAGUGCGAAGGCUCUUACUUCUACGGCCUGUUAGAUUCUGGCUCGGUGGCGUACCUAAAUGACAACUUCGAACAAACCGUCCCAUCUCUGUUUUCGUGGUGUCCAUCGAACCGCAAGAAGAUCGGGCGUCUACUGCGAAGUCACUACUUCGGAAACCGUGAUAUCACGAUGGACUCUGUGAGGGAUUUAAUAAGCUUCUACUCCGACUGGGUGGCGUACGCAGCCAACGUCGCCUUCUCGAAAGUGCUCACGAAGUAUUCGCACGAACCAGUCUACAAUUACUUAUUCGCCUACGAAGGCGGCAGGGAAUUCGCAAAAACCUUUAUCCCGCACCUGCCAGGGCCCGUACACGCCGGGGAGCUGUUCUAUAUCUUCAAACCUUUCGGUAUUCCCUUGUGGACGUCGCCGAGAGACAAGAAAUUUAUCGAAAAAUUGACAACGAUGAUAACGAAUUUCAUGAGAUAUGGCAAGCCAACAAUAAAGAAGACCAAGGCGUUGCCCGUGGAGUGGGCUCGGGCCACACGCAACUCCUCCAACAUAAUGGUGCUGGACAGCAACCUUUCUGUCAUUCGAAAAGCUUACAAACGCCACUCGGGAGAGUUCUUCCUUAAAUUGCUUUGCGAUUAUGGUCAGGCCGGCUACGUACCAUGUGAUAGUGCCCAAAUAUGCUUAACUUAA